This is a messenger RNA of Racocetra fulgida, 335 nucleotides long. The record is from the annotation of a GenBank genome assembly. NCBI's taxonomy places the organism in Eukaryota, Fungi, Glomeromycota, Glomeromycetes, Diversisporales, Gigasporaceae.
AUGUAUAACCCUGAUGAAGCUCUUCCUUUGAAAAAAUUUAACAUAAAUCCUAUUAUUACAGUUGAAGCCUCAACACCUUUACUCGACAUUUUAAAUUCAUUCCAAGAAGGUAAAUGUCACAUGGCAGUAGUUGUUAAAGGAUCAAAUAUUCUCGGCAUCAUUACGUUGGAAGAUGUUCUUGAAGAGCUUAUUCAAGAAGAAAUUUAUGAUGAGUCAGACACGAUGUCUAAAAAAACAAGUGGAUUGAACGCUUCAAUAAACGCUAUUCGGAAUAACAAAUUCAAGAAAAUGAUGAAAAGAACAAACAAUUUUUCCGAUAGUAAUGAUCUAAUUGC